GUUAUAGCAAAUACUUCUAUGUUGGAAGACUUGGAAAUCAAAAACACAGAGAAUUAAAGAAGAAAGAAAGAAGAGUGAGAUUUGAGGGCACCCGGUCUGGAUACUGGCCUUGGUACAACGAUAUGCUGCACUCUCCAGGUUUCAAGCCCUGGCACUCUUGUGAUAAGGGAAUGCCUAAUAGUGACCCUCAUCCCAGCUGUGAGACCCAUACUGGACCUCAGAGCUCUCAACAAGUUUUUCAAGAAUCAGAAGUUCAAGGUGGUCACAUUAUCAAAGAUCAUUCCAACAUUGGAACUACUACACCAACACCUAGAAAGCUCCUGCUCAAGGGAAGUGCAGAAGGUUCUGUUACACAGUAGAAAGUCCUGCACAUGACGUACUUACCUGCAGAAAUGAUCCAGCUUUCAGAUUUGGUGCAUGUCUCAACAAAUCUCCCCAAUAUCUGUGACUCUUUCACGAAGAAGUCACUUUCAGACUAUGCUCUGACCCUUAAAAAGUCAGGAUUAUCCCUAAACUCUUUUAGGAUUCAUCUAGUAGUUAUAACAGCCUUUCACCAACCUAUAGAAGGAUACUCAGUGCUGUCACACUCAAUAACUAAAAGGUUCUUCAAGAGUAUAAUAAACCUCUUCCCUCAACCUCAACUUCCUACCCCAAUGUGGUAUCUAAAACUGUUGCUGCAAGGGCUGACUAGGCCUCUCUUUCAACCCAUGACCACCUGUUUGCUAACAAACCUAUCAAUGAAAACAGUCUUCUUGAUAGCAAUUACCUCAGCCAAAAGAAUAGGAAAGAUAACAGCUCUGAUGCUGCAUCCCCCUUACACAGUAUUCUUUCCUGACAAAGUUACGCUCAGGCCACAUCCAAAAUUCAACCCUAAGGUAACCUCCCUGUUUCACAUGAAUCAAUUGAUUCACCUUCCAGUCUUCUACCCGAAACUCUUCACCAAGACAAACAGGGAGGCUAUACUUCAUAACCUAGAUGUCAGGGGAGCCCUGGCCUUCUACCUUGAUAGGACAAUGGCCUUCAGGAAGUCCCCCAGACUUUUUCUUUCCAUUGCAGAAGGAUUCAAGGGCUCACCAAUAUCAGCCCAAAGAGUUUCUAAGUGUGUCUCGAAUUGCAUCAGACAGUGCUACCAAAUUUGCAGCAUGACCCCUCCAGACUCAAUCCGUACACACUCUACAAGAUCAGUCUCCUCAUCUGUCGCCUCCUUCAAGAACGUUCCUAUCACAGACAGCUGUAGAGCAGCGAGGUGGGCGUCAGUCCACACUUUUGCAGAACACUAUGCGAUCACGGGGGACUCCGCCUUUGAUGCCAUCUUCAGCUCCAUGGUCAUCUGUAACUGACCCAACACUGAAGUCCCAGCCCUCCAGAAGGCUGGUGAUGCUAAAUUUGGAUACAUGAUUCUCCAGUCCCUAUUCAAAUAGACUCCGAACCCACCUCCAGUUGGGA
Mauremys reevesii (Reeves's turtle) is the source of this 1446-nucleotide messenger RNA. RefSeq lists its product as uncharacterized. Gene Ontology annotation, biological process: DNA recombination; DNA integration. Gene Ontology annotation, molecular function: DNA binding. The coding region runs from base 372 to 1340 and encodes 322 amino acids. The transcript has 2 exons. Lineage: Eukaryota; Metazoa; Chordata; Testudines; Geoemydidae. The record is from RefSeq and is a predicted model, not a curated record.